Blastomyces gilchristii SLH14081 is the source of this 251-nucleotide messenger RNA. RefSeq lists its product as uncharacterized. Lineage: Eukaryota; Fungi; Ascomycota; Eurotiomycetes; Onygenales; Ajellomycetaceae. The transcript has 3 exons. The record is from RefSeq and is a predicted model, not a curated record. Bases 87 to 251 code for a protein of 54 amino acids.
GGCUUGGCACAUUAGAAUUUCGCGUGGGGUGUGUUGCCGUUGUGCUUACACCUGUUUCAUUAGCACUAAGUUUCCAAAGCGUUGUCAUGACCUCGGCCAAAUUCUUCCGGGGCCCAGGCUCAUUAAAGACAUCCGGUCCUUUUGCACGGAGUGGUGUGCAUGCAUUAUUUCUUGCAACUCAACAGGUGCCCUUCGUCGACAAGACUAGCCCAAGCCAAGGGAGGCGCCAAGGUGUAGAGAAAAUACGUUAA